Molecule: messenger RNA, 465 nt
Organism: Clonostachys rhizophaga
Lineage: Eukaryota; Fungi; Ascomycota; Sordariomycetes; Hypocreales; Bionectriaceae
Source: the annotation of a GenBank genome assembly
AUGGCAGGCCGCCAGGAAACAAUCAAUCUCGACACCCUAGCUCCCGAGCAGCUCGCACAAGUCAAGAAACAACUAGACGAAGAGCUCGAACACCUCACAACCUCUUUUGCCCAACUCCACGGCGCCCAAAACAAGUUCAAAGACUGCCUGCGAUGUGUCGAGAGCCGCUCAGCUGCGCCCGCGGGUCCCACCCCAGUUCUCGUUCCUUUAACGAACUCCCUCUACGUGAGCGGCGAGCUGGCCAAAUCGGAUAGUGUUUUGGUGGACGUUGGUACGGGUUUCUUAGUGGAAAAGAAACUGAGCUCAGCGAAGAAAUUCUACGAUGGCAAAGUAACAGAGCUUCAAACCAAUCUCAAGGAUUUGGAGAUAAUUAUUCAGCGGAAACAACAAAAUGCUCGCACAAUUGAGGAGGUCCUGAGACAAAAGAUAAUGGCCGCUCAGAGCACUGCAGACUCGCAGUCAUAA